Messenger RNA from Lineus longissimus, 673 nucleotides. RefSeq lists its product as uncharacterized. The transcript has 5 exons. Bases 44 to 673 code for a protein of 209 amino acids. Lineage: Eukaryota; Metazoa; Nemertea; Pilidiophora; Heteronemertea; Lineidae. The record is from RefSeq and is a predicted model, not a curated record.
CGUCGCACUCGGACCGGGCUUUAUUCCUUUGGUAUUCUUCGGUAUGGUUCAGCCGACUACCCUAAAGAAAAAGCAUUCCCUGGUGGGGAAAAGUUUGCUGCCGCUGUUCGCACGGUUCAAUGGUAGCCCUGAUGAGCCCAGAGAGUUGGCUAGGAUGGACAAGGAUCAACCUUUGGAGAAUCUGGAUUCCGAUGGUAUCGCCACAGCCUUCAAGAAACUCACCGGAGAAAACAUCGGAGACGUCCUUGCCGCCCUCGGCAAACAAAGUGGAGCUGGAGUGGCUUUAUUGCACCAUGCAAUUGUGCUAGCGAACGAAAUCGGCCAGCCAGUAGGGCAGCCCCUUAGGGACCCGCCCAUCACUCCACCGGGUGUUUCGGAUGAUGUAAGUGAGCCACCGAGGAAGGUGCAGAGGAUAGCGUGCCAGGCGACCGUAGCUGAUCCAGUGCAGAAGGCAAAGGCGAAGGGUAUGGACAUUUUGGGUUACGAAAUCCAGGAUUGGGAAUUCCAGAUUCCGUGUGAUCCGCAGAGAGCAGUAGCAUCCAAUCGUGAGGAUUCUUUGAAAGAGCCGGCGCAGUUGGCUCAGAGGUUAGCUUCGUCACCAGCUUUGUCGGGAAAGAUUGAAUCUGAUUACCAACGCUAUGCAACAUUUAACACUUUGAAUCAUGCAAUCUAG